Messenger RNA from Merops nubicus (carmine bee-eater), 627 nucleotides. RefSeq names its product protein C receptor, endothelial (gene PROCR). Gene Ontology annotation, molecular function: signaling receptor activity. NCBI's taxonomy places the organism in Eukaryota, Metazoa, Chordata, Aves, Coraciiformes, Meropidae. The record is from RefSeq and is a predicted model, not a curated record. The transcript is spliced from 4 exons. Gene Ontology annotation, biological process: negative regulation of coagulation. The annotation marks the transcript as partial.
CUCGCCUUCACCAUGCUGCAAAGGACUCGAAUCUCCAAAGGCAACUCCAUCUUCUGGGGGAACGCCAGCCUGGGUGGGCAGCUCAGCCACGUCCUGGAGGGGUUCAAUGUCACCCAGGUGCUGCCGCUGGAGCCCCCGGACGCCUGGGCCAGGCGGCAGCCGGAGGUGCCCACCUACCUCUUUACCCCAGCUCUGCGUUUCUCACCCCAGCCCUCGGGGAGCACUUUCUCACCCCCGGGUCCCUGGCACACGCAGAGCCUGCGCUGCCACCUAGGCUGCCGCCUCUACCCCGACGGCUCGGCUCACAGCUUCUACGAGAUGACCCUCAACGGGACGUCCUUCCUCAGCUUCCACGUCCCCAACGCCACCUGGGAGCGGCGCUGGCCCCGCGCCCACGAGGUGGCCGCCUUCGCUGAGAAGGAGCUGAUGAAAUACCCCGAGACCACCCGGCACCUCCAGCAUUUCCUCGACACCACCUGCGUGGGCAUCCUGAGGGCUCAGAGCGCCUGGACGGGAGAACGGAGCGGCCGCUCGCACGCCCCGCUGGUGGUGGGGCUGGUCCUGGGCACCUUUGCCCUGCUGGGCACGGCCGUGGGGAUCUUCUUGUGCACGGGAGGGAGCUGCUAG